AUGGAAGCCAAAACCCUAAUUUUGUCAUUUCUCUUCAUUGUUCUUACUCUCAGAUUCCUAAUCGGAAUAAUCAAGCGAAAACCAAACCUUCCUCCGUCUCCGGCAUGGUCGUUACCGGUAAUCGGUCACCUCCGUCUUCUCAAACCACCGAUCCACCGUACUUUCCUCUCUAUCUCCAAAUCUCUCGGCGAUGCUCCGAUCUUCUCUCUCCGACUCGGAAACCGACUCGUUUUCGUGAACUCAUCACACUCGAUCGCCGAAGAAUGCUUCACGAAGAACGACGUCGUUCUCGCUAACCGACCUAAAUUCAUCCUCGCCAAACACGUCGCUUACGAUUACACAACCAUGAUCGCAGCUUCGUACGGUGAUCACUGGCGAAACCUCCGCCGUAUCGGCUCCAUCGAGAUAUUCUCCAAUCACCGUCUCAAUAGCUUUUUGCCUAUCCGCCGGGACGAGAUCCGGCGACUAGUAUUACGUCUCUCCAGGAACUUUUCACAAGAAUUUGGUAACAUUGAUAUGAAAUCAAUGUUAUCUGAUUUAACAUUUAACAACAUUAUAAGAAUGGUGGCCGGAAAACGUUAUUACGGUGACGGUGUAGAGGAUGAUCCGGAGACUAAACGAGUCAGGCAGCUUAUUAAGGAUGUUGUGGCUACUGCUGGUGCCGGAAACGCUGUUGAUUAUUUACCGGUGUUGCGUUUGGUUUCGGAUUAUGAGACACGGGUCAAGAAAUUGGCGGCUCGGCUUGACGAGUUCUUGCAAGGACUGGUUGAUGAGAAACGAGGAGCUAAGGAGAAAGGGAAUACGAUGAUCGAUCACUUGCUUUCGUUGCAAGAGUCUCAACCAGAUUACUUCACGGAUCGAAUCAUCAAAGGAAACAUGCUUGCCUUGAUACUAGCAGGGACUGAUACAUCCGCGGUUACAUUGGAAUGGGCAUUGUCGAACCUGUUGAACCAUCCAGAGGUGUUGAACAAGGCGAGAGACGAAAUUGAUAGAGUUGUCGGUUUAGAUAGGCUUAUUGACGAAUCCGACAUAUCAAACCUGCCUUAUCUCCAAAACAUUGUGUCUGAAACGUUACGUCUAUACCCUGCGGUCCCAAUGCUUCUUCCUCACGUCGCCUCGGAAGAUUGUAAAGUCGGAGGAUACGAUAUGCCACGAGGAACGAUACUACUAACCAAUGCGUGGGCUAUACACAGAGAUCUUAAGCUAUGGGAUGAUCCAACUAGCUUCAAGCCAGAGAGGUUCGAGAAAGAAGGAGAAGCUCAUAAGCUAAUGCCGUUUGGGUUAGGAAGAAGGGCGUGUCCCGGUUCUGCAUUGGCUCACCGGCUAAUAAACCUGACUCUUGGGUCAUUGAUUCAGUGUUUGGAAUGGGAGAGGAUUGGAGAAGAAGAAGUUGAUAUGAGUGAAGGCAAAGGAGGUACAAUGCCUAAAGCCAAACCUUUGGAAGCCAUGUGCAGAGCACGUGCCUCUGUCGCUAAAUUCUUCCACGAGACCGCUUGA
This is a messenger RNA of Arabis nemorensis, 1497 nucleotides long. Lineage: Eukaryota; Viridiplantae; Streptophyta; Magnoliopsida; Brassicales; Brassicaceae. The record is from the annotation of a GenBank genome assembly.